AUGGAGUUGAAAAGGGAGUAUGCCAAUGGAAUGAAUGAGCAAGGUGAUUUUGAUCCGAGUUCACCUCCUCCAUUCCGGAUUGCGGAUAUCCGAGCUGCCAUACCGAAGCAGUGUUGGAUCAAGAAUCCAUGGAGGUCAAUGAGUUAUGUUUUUAGGGAUGUCAGUGUGGUUUUUGCAUUAGCAGCAGCUGCAGUCUACUGCAAUAGUUGGUUGUUUUGGCCAAUCUACUGGUUUGCCCAAGGAACCAUGUUUUGGGCUGUCUUUGUCCUUGGACAUGAUUGUGGCCAUGGAAGCUUUUCAGACAAUGCUAUUUUGAAUAGUGUGGUGGGACAUAUCUUACAUUCUUCAAUUCUUGUUCCUUACCAUGGAUGGAGAAUAAGCCACAGAACUCAUCAUCAGAACCACGGAAAUGUCGAAAAGGAUGAGUCAUGGGUUCCGAUGCCUGAGAAUAUUUACAAGAAACUCGACACCAGUACGCGAUUACUGCGAUUCACCGUCCCCUUUCCCCUAUUUGCAUUCCCCGUGUAUUUGUGGUAUAGAAGCCCAGGCAAAGAAGGAUCUCAUUUCAAUCCUUACAGCAACUUGUUUAGCCCCCAAGAGAGGAAACUUGUGAUGAUAUCCACUGCCUGUUGGUCUACAAUGGCUAUUAUACUUGCCUACGUAUCGUUUACAGUUGGUCCAUCCCACAUGUUUAAGCUCUAUGGCAUUCCCUACUUGAUUUUCGUGAUAUGGCUAGAUUUAGUAACUUACCUACAUCACCAUGGCCAUGAGCAGAAACUACCUUGGUACCGUGGCAAGGAAUGGAGUUAUCUCAGAGGAGGGCUUACAACAGUGGAUCGUGAUUAUGGUUUAUUCAAUAAUAUCCACCAUGACAUUGGCACACAUGUCAUCCAUCAUCUCUUCCCUCAAAUCCCUCAUUAUCACUUAGUGGAAGCUACUAAAGCGGCAAAACCGGUGAUAGGAAAAUUCUAUUGGGAGCCGAAGAAAUCAGGUGCUGUUCCAUUUCAUUUGAUCAAGAAUUUAAUCACAAGCCUCGCACAAGAUCAUUACGUCAGCAAUAGUGGAGAUAUAGUGUUUUAUCAGACUGAUCUAAACCUGUUUCAGUUGCUUUCCCUUGCCAAAUAUGAAUGA
Gossypium raimondii (Peruvian cotton) is the source of this 1131-nucleotide messenger RNA. Its product is annotated as omega-3 fatty acid desaturase, endoplasmic reticulum-like. Gene Ontology annotation, biological process: lipid metabolic process. The record is from RefSeq and is marked provisional. The coding region runs from base 1 to 1131 and encodes 376 amino acids. NCBI's taxonomy places the organism in Eukaryota, Viridiplantae, Streptophyta, Magnoliopsida, Malvales, Malvaceae. The transcript has 8 exons. Gene Ontology annotation, molecular function: oxidoreductase activity, acting on paired donors, with oxidation of a pair of donors resulting in the reduction of molecular oxygen to two molecules of water.